This is a messenger RNA of Fomitopsis serialis, 1465 nucleotides long. RefSeq lists its product as uncharacterized. The transcript is spliced from 19 exons. The coding region runs from base 173 to 1147 and encodes 324 amino acids. The record is from RefSeq and is a predicted model, not a curated record. Lineage: Eukaryota; Fungi; Basidiomycota; Agaricomycetes; Polyporales; Fomitopsidaceae.
CAUCAGCAACCAAGUCAGGGUUUCCUCUUCUGCUUCUCUUCGAAUUCUGGCGCGUCUCGAACCACCCACCUACACUUGGCUGUGAAGUAACCAACUUCGCUCCCGGCCAAUUUUCUCAUAUCUAUUUAAUGGUCCCGUCUCCAACGUUCGGCGCACCCCUCCUUUUGCCACCAUGACUGGACUCAACAUCCAUCUCGACGGGAGCGUGGGCUGCUUCUUCGCUGGUAUUCUCUUCUCGGGCAUAUUGUACGGAUGCACCUGUGCGCAGGUUUUGUAUUACAUCAAGGAAUACCCAAAGGACUCGAGAGUACUGAAGCUUUUCGUCGCUUUUGUAUGGGUGCUGGAUACGGCAACCACGAUAGCAAAUAGUCAGGUUCUCUGGUACUACACGGUUUCAAACCACCAAAAUCCAGCAGCGCUUGACUACGCGCCCCGGUCUUUCAGGGCGCAAUACAGUCUUUCGGCGAUCUCUGUAUUUGUAGUACAAUGCCACUACUUGUCUACUAUCUGGCGCAUGCUGACAAAGAAGUGGUAUCGGCUCCCUAUGUUGUCAACGGCUGUUCUACUUUCUAUUAUUUCUUUGGCUUGUGGCCUCGCCGAUGUGUAUAUCACUACCUUAGAUAAUUUUGUCUUCGUUGCCUUCGCCCGGGUCAAGAUUCCUGCCUAUUUGCAAACCAUCGCGGCUUGCAUCACGGACGUCUUCAUCACUGUCUCGCUGUGCUGGAUAUUGCGCGGCAACCGGACGGGACUUGCUCAGUCGGAAAGCCGGAUCUGGUGGUUGACAUUCUCAAUGGUCAAUCGAGGCGUCUUAACGGCUGUACUACAGGUUGUCGUCCUUGUAACUUAUGCCGCCUUGGAGAACAGUAACGUUCUUCUAUGGCUGGUCUUCCACUUCCCUGGCACACAGAUCUACACGAACUCGUUGCUCGCUGUCCUGAACGUCAGGCACUUCGUGCUUAAGAGCAAACGAACACAGUUUCCAUCUCUCAAGUCGGCUAUACCGCUGUCAAAGGUCAAACGCACUGCAGCCGCUCCUGAGUAUGGCGGCGGUGGCAGCAGUUACAGCAGCCAGCAGCAGCAAUCUGUUCUGCCAACGGUCAUCGCCAUCUCGACUGAUGUUCAAGCUGUCCGCGACGGCGAGGUGUAAAUGGAGGGGGACGCCGCCGCUGGCUACGCAAAGUCGACGGCUUGGUGAGCAUCUAGCAGCACAGGCUUCACGGUGCUAGCAUCAACUCCUCGGCGGCGAAGUUCCUGGGCUUCGCCCCCUUCGCUUCACGAAGUCCCCUAGAAAGCAUAUGGGAAAGGGCAGGUUUAGAGGGGAGCUAGAUGGAAUCAUCGAUUCGUUUGCGAGGCCCCGAAAUCUGUCACCUAGCAAAAGCUGUACUGUUAUCCCCACCAAUCCCCACUGGGUAAUUAAGAUCGUCCGGAGUCCAUGUCAUAUGGCUAGCUGGUGUGGAGCGUGGAC